AGCAUGGAAGGUAGAGAGAAUCUAGAAAUGUGAAAAAAAAAAUUGCCCAUAUCUUUCACAUCCUCAAUCACCCCCCUUUAUUAAUUUAAUCCAUUUUGUUUUGUUAAAGAUAUCAUUGAACUUGAGCCAAAGGUGAAGCAAAGUAUAUAGAAUAAUAGAGAGAGACUACAAGUUGACAAAAUUGAAGUCAUUCAACUCAUUUUUUUGGUUGUUGUUCAGGGGGGUUCUUUUUUUUUUUUUUUUUUUUUUUUUUUUUUUUUUUUUUUUUUUUUGCUUUUCUGUUUUUGUGGAGAAGGAAGAUCUCAUUUUUAUCAUCUGGGUAUGUGGGAUCUCUCUAUCUUGUUAUCAGGUGUUUUGGCUCAUGAUGACCAUGAUGAGUUGUUGAUAAAAGGGGUGGUGGAGGAUAUAGUUAUGAGGAAUGGGAACUGAAGUACAGUCUAAAAUGUAUCUACCGGGUUACUAUUCCUUGAGAGAUCUAAAUGACAAUACUGGCAGUGGUAGCUGGUCUUUAUGUCAGCAAAGCAAUAUGUUUGGCCAGUACCAUGAUUUUUUCUUGACGAGGCAAGCAAUAGAUGUUAAUGAGGAACAUGACAAGCAACACUUGCGGCAAACUAUAUUGAAGCAUGAAUCUAUGUUCAGGCAUCAGCUCCAUGAACUUCAUCGUAUUUACCACAUACAGAGGGGCAUGAUGAAUGAAAUGAGAAGCAGAGAAUUAAACAAACAUCUGAUACCGGAAAGACUAUCACAGUCUAGUCUUUAUUCAUCUGGAUUUUCAUUCACAGAUGACAAGGGGAGGCAGCAUAUUUCCAGUUUGUCCACAGUGGAUUUAAAUCAUGGUAGACUGUCUAUGUCUGGUGCUGACAGCUUCCAAUGUCAGUUUGGAUCCAUGAAAGAGAAUGCCAUGCAGUCCAGUUAUGGUCCUAACCAAACUGGAUUAAGAUUGAAGGACUACGAGACUUCGGAAUCCGACUGCAAGAAGCAGCAAAGAAGGUUAAUUGAUCUUGAACUUCCUUCUGAAGAAUACGUUAAUGAUGAAAAGGAAGGUCAAGGGGUUUCUGGAGUGUCAGUGGGUAGUUAUUUUCUUAGCAGGGACCAUGAGAUGACUCGUGAGAGAGUUGGAAAUUCAUCUUUUUACCCUGGUGUUAUCUCUGGCUGUAAAAAUGAUGGGUUCAGUUCCAGUUCAUAUAUGAGGAAUCCCCACGGACUGAGUAAUUUAAAUGAACAUGUCAAAGUUAAAGAAGCGUCUGUCUCAGCUUCCACCAAUGUUUUGGGAAAUAUUAUCUGCUCCAAAGAGGAGCUGGAAAGACACUUUCCAUCUCCAUAUUCACAUUCCGGUUUUCACUGCUUGGACAAUAAAUUUUCUCAAGAUCCCCGAAAAGGAAAGGAAAGAGGAAUCAGCUUUAGCAAUUUGCAUGUAGAGACUGAAAGGCAACAAAAUGGGUGGUCAGGGUGUAACCUUGAAGCUGGCCAAACUGGAAGUAAUGGAGGUCCACUUCAUGCAAGUUUUUGUCAUGAAGAUUUACCUGCAACUUCUAAGUCACAGCAAGUUGAACCUAGGAACUCCAGCUUUUCAAAAUUUAUCUUGUCUGAGCAAAAGAACAGGGAAUCACAUCAGAAGAAGAAACUUUUUGGUGUUGAAAUUUGUGAAAGCAACCGUGGUGCAUCCACUGAGGCCUUCCGAACUCCUAUUCAGCACCCACAUGUUCCUCAAUCUAAUGCGGCCAAUUCUGAGUCAUCCUCAAUUUCUUCCUGGAAGAAACUUUAUCCUGGCUCAAGCCGUAAUAUGAUAAUGGUUCAAGGACAACCUUCUGUUAGCACCUUAACUCAAUCAAAUAAGAGUUCAGUGACAUUGAUGCACAGCCCCGAUGUUGUGGGAGACAAAUUGGUACUUAGUAGCAGUUCUAGAUCUGCCCCAAAUACUAGAGCUGAAGCAUUGUACCAAAAUGAUUUGUGCUUUGGUUCUCAGUUGGAAUCCAAAGAAUCAUGGGUUUGCCACUCAUCAAAUGGAUUUGGUCACCCAAAUGGCAUCAGUGACAGUAGUUCUGCUUCUGAACAUUUUGCUGAACGUGGUCCUAGAAACAACUUUAGGGAUUUAGGCUCCAUUAUGGAUGCCAAGUUUACAGAAGAGAAGAAAGCCGAUGCAGUAUCUCCAAAUAGUUAUCAGAAUGAAACAAUUACUCAACCUGCUAUUGUUUCUAUCAAUGGGACAAGGAAGCAGAACCCUCAUGGAGGAUUGCCUUGGCUUAAAGCAGUUCCUUCAUGUAAUGGAAACUCUUCUGAAGAAAGGCAAGGCUCUUCUCAGAUGAAUGGAGAUUCAUUGCAAAACUGUUCUCAGCAAUUUUUCGAUAAAACGGAAAUGAUGAGAAAGAGCUCCUUACAAACCUUUGUUCAGGAUUCUUUGUCGGCUACAUGUGCCCUUGAUGCUGAGCACUGGAAAACUGAAGUUGGUGAGUGUUCAAGCAACAGGAAGAUUCUGGGGUUCUCCAUUUUUGAAAAGCCUUAUAAAUCUAAGGAUCUUGCCACUCCUAGUCGCCCCUCAAAACCAAGCUAUCUUGCAACUGUUGAUGGUACCAAGGCCAAUGAUCCAACAUCACAUGAAUUUGGAGAGCAGCAUAAAGUGGAUGGUCUGAUGGAGAAAGGCUUAGUUAAUCACAGUGCUGAUUCAAGACAUCAUAUUGAUUUGAAUUUGUGUGUUGUUGAAGAAGAAGUUGAAGAACUGGCUCAACCAACCCUCUCUUCCUCAAGAAGCAGUCGGAAGAUUGCUCUUGAGAUAGAUUUGGAGGCACCAGCAGUUGAAACAGAAAUGGAUUUGCCUCCUGGGUUCGAACAUUUUAAAAGCAGCAAACUACAUUUUGACAGCAGUAAGCCUCCUGGGUUUGAACAUUUUAACAGCAGCAAACCUCCUGGGUUUGAACAUUUUAACAGCAAAACUCCUGGGGUUGAACUUCUUGACGGCAAGCCUCCUGGGUUUGAACAUUUUGACAGCAAAGUUAAAGGACCUGUUAACUUGCUUCAAGUUGUAUCUAAAGAGCUGCACGAAGGACUAAAACAGGUUGCAGCUGAGGCUUUAGUGGCAAUUUCAUCAUCUUGUGUGCCUCAUCAGGCUGAUAGCUAUUCUCAUGACUCAGGUGAUUCUCUCAGUGAUCCCCUUGAUUGGUUUGCAGACAUUGCUUCUGGUUACAAGGGUGAUGUUCAGAAUGAGGUUGGAUCAGUUUCAAUGGAUCGGGAAAGUGUUAAUCCUGAACAUAGUUUUCCUAAUGGGAUGGAUUACUUUGAGCUUAUGACAUUAAAUCUGACAGAAACUAAGGUAGAAGAAUGCUGUUAUGAGCCUCAGGUUUUUGAAAACUCAAAAACUGAAAACAUAAUGCUUAAACGACCACGAAGAGGUCAGGCAAGGAGAGGAAGGCAAAGGAAGGACUUUCAAAGGGAUGUACUACCCACUCUUGCUUCACUGUUAAAGAAUGAGGUGACUGAGGAUCUUCAGACAAUCGAAGGGCUGAUAAAAGCCACUGGUGGCACCUGGCAGUCAAGUUUGGCACUGAAAAAUGCUGCUAGGAAUGGUGGGGGAAAGAGAAGGCGGCGUUCAGGGGGUUCUGAUUCUCCUCCAAAUGUACCUACCAGUUGCCCACCUCAGACUGAGCCACCUAAAUGUAGAGAAGUGGCAUUUGAGGAGGCAAGCCUAUUAGGAUGGGGGAAGAGGACAAGACGUCCACCGAGACAAAGAUACCCGAUUGGUAGUCCCCCUCUCUCUAUAAAAUAACUAGAAAGAGAAAGAAAUGUCUGAUUUCAGAGAAUUGGAGUUCUCUUGGCUAUGGUGCUGGGUUUUCCUUUCCAGGGAGAUUCACUUUGUACAUGCUUUCAUUUCUUAACCUUAAUUUGGUUUCUCAGUACCUUGAGUGAGUUGUGUGUUUCAUCAUAAAUAAGUUUCAUUGUUCUUCUCUGAGCUUAAACUGAAACAUCUCGGCUUAAUGUAAUAUAAUUGCAGGAGUGCUCCUGAAAGUUUGGCA
Pistacia vera is the source of this 4007-nucleotide messenger RNA. RefSeq lists its product as uncharacterized. Lineage: Eukaryota; Viridiplantae; Streptophyta; Magnoliopsida; Sapindales; Anacardiaceae. The record is from RefSeq and is a predicted model, not a curated record. The transcript is spliced from 5 exons. The coding region runs from base 419 to 3760 and encodes 1113 amino acids.